UUCUUUUUUUUUCACUCCUUCCCUUUCUUUUCUUGCUCCCUUUCCAAUUUUACUUCUUACCCUUCCUUGACUGCUCGAAACGAGCAUUCUUUUUCACAUGCUCUCUUAACGAGGGUCAUUUCUCAACUGCUCGCAACGAGCAUCUAACAUGUUCAAAAACACACAUAUAUACACAGGCUUAUAACCAGCAGGAAAAGUAUAUUCAAAAGAAGUAUAUCUUGACUGCUCGAACAGGCAUCUUCUUUCGACAUGCUCACAAGGAGUAUUCUUUACAUGCUCAAAACGGGCAUCUUUCUUCUACAUACUCACAAACGAAUAUCUUUAUAUGCUCAAAAACGGGCUCUACAUACUCACACCGAGUAUUAUUUACACGCUCAAACGAGUGUAUCUUUACAUGCUCAAACAAGUAUACCUUCACAUAGUCAUACAAGUAUCUCUUUACAUGCUCAGAACGAGUAUAUUUCUACAUACGCAAGGACGGGCUCUACAUACUCACAAUGAGUAUCUUUACAUGCCCGAACGAGUAUAUCUGCACAUACUCAAAACGAGUUUAGAUGCUC
This is a messenger RNA of Radiomyces spectabilis, 560 nucleotides long. RefSeq lists its product as uncharacterized. Bases 250 to 501 code for a protein of 83 amino acids. The transcript has a single exon. Lineage: Eukaryota; Fungi; Mucoromycota; Mucoromycetes; Mucorales; Radiomycetaceae. The record is from RefSeq and is a predicted model, not a curated record.